UUUUCGUUCAUUCAGGGUCGUUUCAAUUUAAACCAACUUUACUUCGUAUAAAUCAUUUCAGAUAAUCCCGAUUAUUGACCCACCAAAUGUCGUGAAGAUGGCGACGACUCCCCAUCCCCGAUCUAGUCUACGACGUACUGCCUGUGACCGAUGUCGGCAUUCGAAGUUGAAAUGUUUCCGUGAUGAGAACCAACUAAAAUGUGCUCGUUGCCUACGACUCGAGCUACGCUGUGAAGUUGCGCCAGCGAAACCUCCAGGAAGGCCUCGAAAAGUACCACUUGCCCCUGCUGUAGUAGCUGAGGCGAUAGAUAAUACAGACAUGAUAUCUCCCCAAUUUUUAGAGGGUGGAACCGAAAGGACCGUGGAAGAAGAAGCACAGUGUAGCUUGUCGCAGAGUCAGAAUCCCGAUGAUCUUCAGCUAGAUGACUUCGGCCACGCUCCUUUAACGUCACACAAUAAUAUCAACGGCUUCUUCUUAACGCUUGUGCCGCCAAUUCCCGAGCCUAAAAUGCCCGAGUGGUACGAGACAAGCUGCUUCGACGCUGGCCCGAGCAGAGACCCCCUAGAGGUGCACAGUCUCUUCACUGCGAAACUAGAUCGGCAAGAAUGCCUCAAAGAACUCUCUCAGCUCAACGUCGACCUCCAAGUCCUAGUCCUAGCUCUCAAAGAACUCGAGAGCGGCGGAAAGCUCAACUUCUCCGCGUUCUGCUCCCACUCGCCUUCUCCGGUCGGCGACGGCGUCUCCUUUGCCGAGAAGUUCCUCAUCAUGUCCCAGAGGUUCCAGCAGGCCAUCACGAAUCUCAGCUGGGUCGUCAAGAACGAUACCAAGCCGUUGCAGGACACGGCGCCUAUAGUCGACGACAACAGUGACUUACCACUAGACCCUUUACUCAGCAUCGACGGACCGCUACCAGCGUCAGUAGGCCAAGAGGGAGGGAACGAUCACGAUCAGAUAGCCGCUGAAGCUGGAGUAUCCGAGCAGGGCGAGCAGCUCGAAACGCCGUUCGCCUGCCUCCUCGUAAGCUGCUACGUGCAGCUCGUCAGCCUGUGGGAGAACAUGUGGUUCCACGUGCGCCGGCGCACCAGCGGCAUCGACCUCUCCGAGCUGACGCUCUCGGACCCGAGCAAGGGGGUCCAGAUGGGCGCCUUCUACAUCUUCAGCGGCCGGCUGCAGAGCAUGUUCUUCUGCCAGGCGGUGCUGUAUUUCCUGGACAACAUCGACCGCGGCCUCGGCAUCCUGGCCGAGCAGCGGGAGCAAGGGGUUUCCGGGUUGCUGUUGUCUGGCCCAAGGCACUUCGAGCUUCUGCAGAGGGAGCUCGGUGGGAAGGUUAGCAAGGGCGAGAGCGAGCGCGUGAGAGCGUUGAAGGAUAUGGUGGAGAAGACGAGGGAGUUCACUUCCAACGAUACGGGGUGGUGAAUAUUACGUGUUCGUUGUCGGCCCUGCGACAAGUGCUAACUUGGCCAAGUUCGUUGUUUCGUCCUUGAAUUGGUGAGAGCAAAGACGUCGAGACAUACCUUGGGAGGGACGACGAAAUCGUGCAUUUCGGUGGAAUACUUCACAGAAUACUCUACUGAAUCGCCAUAGGGAUACACGUAGAUAGUUACCGAGGCACGUAUCUGGUUCUCGUCCAUCCCUCCGAGGGGCCCAAGAGGCUCGGUCGUUCCCCGGCUCGAAGAACCGAGACUAGACCGAAUCUCCCACCGGCCAAAGAAGUAACAUGACUCCUCUCACGAGCAAACAUUGGAUAUCGCCGUCCGGUUAAUAGUCUGUAGGACCACCAAUUUGAAAGGGAGCAACAAACGACACUAUCGUCGUUUGACUAGCGAGAUCGAUACUUGCUGCCUUCAGUCCAGGAUAGCGGAUAUCCGGACAGCCUUCCCGCUGCUGAGGGAAGGAUCAUGAUUCGGGUUGGCGAAGUAGAUAGGUAUUCGAAUGGAUUGUGUAGGUCGGGUGAUAUAUUCAUAUCCCUUCAACACUCCUCUUGGCCAAGCACACUCCACUCCCCCAUGCUUGCAUACUCAUCGUCUAUGAUAGCCCAUUAUUCGCGACCUGAGUCCACAGUCGGAUGUCAAUUUCUCUAGGUUAAAUGAUUAUUAGCCAACUGAAAUUCUUGAGCUAGUAACAGGGGA
Molecule: messenger RNA, 2130 nt
Organism: Annulohypoxylon truncatum
Lineage: Eukaryota; Fungi; Ascomycota; Sordariomycetes; Xylariales; Hypoxylaceae
Exons: 2
Coding region: 98-1417 (439 amino acids)
Biological process (GO): regulation of DNA-templated transcription
Molecular function (GO): zinc ion binding; DNA-binding transcription factor activity, RNA polymerase II-specific
Source: RefSeq, a predicted model, not a curated record